AUAGCGUUGUAGUAUUGUUCCUUCAGCGCACAAAACGUGCGCUUGCUUUCGCGCAAGGAUCGCCCUUCAAACUUUUGGUUGUAUUUUGGGAAGCUCGCCUGCUCCCUCCUGAAAUUAUUUGCUCUAGAAGCAUAUAUACAUAGAAGGAAAAGGUGUUAUACAGCCAUGGAAGCGCACUUGACCCGCUGCCAGGGAGGGCUUCGGAGCGGACACCAGCACUCGCAUCCGGUCGUCCCAGCGCAUUUGCAACUUGUUCCUACUCGGCGGGCACCGGGGCCCCGCGCAACGCCGGCGAAUGCCCCUGUUCUGUCGGCAAGCAAAGCCCCGUCAUCUUUGGGGCAAACGCCGUCGUCACAAGGCCAGGACCUCGCCUCUUUUAUACAGUACGACGCGGCUGCUCGCUCGGCUAACGGCGGCACGCGGCGCUACGACGCCUCGGACUCCAUGCCUCUGGCCUGCGACAUGCUGCUGGUGACCAGCUGGGAGGAGACCAGCGGCGAUGAGCGGCAGAGCCUGGAUGAGGCGGACUGCAUCUCGGACUUCAUGCCGGGGGGCGGCGUGUCGCCCUCAGCCAUCUCGCAGGGCUUCGCCACGUCCAAGGGCCCCAUGAAGGCCACCAUGCAGGACUACUUUGUGGCGGUCAGCGACGCCCUGGGCGCCCUGUGGAGCCUCAGCCCACUGGAAUGGCGGGCGGCGCGCGCACCCGCCUUCGCGCACCAUGCCGGCGCACCCUUCUGCCUGACGGCAGUGUUUGAUGGGCACGGCAGCGGCGACCACGCGGCGCGCACGGCGCAGGAGAGCGUUCUGGCGGCGGUGGCGAGCGACAUGGAGCUACUGGACUGCUUUGCGCACAACAUGGAGGUGCCGGGUGUGGGCCCUGAAGCGCUGGCGGCGCUGUCCACUGCCUUUCGCCGCUCGUUCGCCGAGCUGGACGCGCGCAUAUGCAGCGAGGGCGAGGCGCGCGGACUGCCGCACGACGGCACGACGGCGCUGGUGAGUGUGCAGGUGGGCCCCAAGCUCUACACCGCCAACGCCGGCGACUGCCGCGCCGUGCUGUGCCGCGACGGCCGCGCGCUGCGCCUCAGCCGCGACCACAAGCCCGAGCUGCCGGAGGAGCGGCAGCGCAUCGAGGAGGCGGGCGGCCGGGUGGCCAACGUGCGCGGCACGUGGCGCGUGGUGCUGCCGCUGGCGGACGGCUGCACAGCCAAGGUCUGCUCCGUGUCGCGCGGCUUUGGCGACCGCGACUUCAAGGCCAACGCGCUGAUCAGCCCCGAGCCCGACGUGGCGGCGCUGGUGCUGGCGCCACAGCGGGACACCUUCGCGGUGCACGCCAGCGACGGGCUGUGGGGCGCCGUGGGCGACCAGGAGGCGGUCGACAUGGUGUCAGAGGUGAUUGAUAAGUUCACAGGCAUGACGUCAUUCAACACGCAGCACGCCGCCGCCGCCAAGGCCGCGGCACAGGAGCUGGUGAAGCUGGCGCGCGACCGCGGCUCCAUGGAUGACAUCACUGUGGUGGUCACCUUGUACGACUGGGACUAGAUUUGGCGCUGACUCACUCCCGUUGUGGACAAUUGUACAAAUGUACGGUAGCGCCGCUGCUGCGCGGCAGCGUGCGCGCCAGUAACGGUCAGAGGCGCGGAGGGGGCCUGGGUCCAGCAUGCAGUCUGGCAGGAGCGACGGCCACGAGCCUGUGGAGACGGAGCAGCGGCAGCAGCGGCCGGCUUGUGCGCCACACCGUAUCCGGUGGGCGGCGAUCCGGCGUUGGAGGUGACGUGAAGCAAGAGGCUUCGGGGUGGCUGAGUGCUCUACACAAAACCGCGGUCGGCAGGCCGCGCAUGCGGCUGCAACAUGCGGUUUCGCCAAGAGCCGUUGGUACCUGAGCCCCGUGGAACUGUAACUUGGUCGGUCGCGGGUGCUGCGUUGGCAAAUGUCCUUGAGGACAUGGGUGGCAACUUAUGGAGCGCAAAUAGCGCGCGUGCUGACCAAAUGACCCGGACACGCGCACUCAUGUUGGACGUAAUGACGUUUGGACCAUGGUAACCCGAUGGACUGAAAGACUGUCAAGCAUUGUUUUGUUGGCUAGCUAUGGAUAAGUUGCCGGUGCUCAGCGGUGCACAUGGCUGGUAGUUGGGGUGUUUCUUUGCCCUCGGCAAUAAGCACUUGGCCGGGAUGCGGGGCUGCAGGCUCGGGAUGAGCCAUGGGCUAUGCUCAUAAGGUAUGCGAUUGCACUAGGGCUUAAGCUGUUGGGAGGCUUCGCUGUGCAUGGGAUAGCAGAUUUUUUUGUUACGCCGCACCUACACACGCGCUUUGGGCUGCGCGACGUAUGGCACACUUUGCGCUGACGCGCGUCGUUGGCGCCGUGGCUGGUGGACGGGCAUACCCCCCUAAUCUGGGGUUGGGCUGCGCAUAAAGCAUUGGUAAGUGGCGACUGGGAAGCUACAGUGGCAAGUCGAAGCGGGGAAGUGUCGGCGUCACCUGGGCCACGCACCCCAGGCAUUUUGGGGUGAUGGUUUCCUGGCGCCCGGCUCCGUUCUUGCUCUGUACUACACUGAUGAUACGGUGGCGAUGGCGUGUGACGCGUUUGGCUGCUGGCUGUGACCUGCUGCGGCCGGUGCAUUGGACACGUACUGAUAUUAGGCAUGACGUGACGUGACGAGGUGAGCACUUUGGAUUGCCACGGUCACAGCGGCAGUUUCGUCCGGCAGGGAAGGUGUGGAGGCGCGGCCAAGUGGUACGGCACACGUGGCAAAGAGUCUGUUGCGCGUGUUUGCGGUGGUUCGGUUAGGGCAGGUUCACUGCAGGCGACAUCUGGCGUAGGGUGUCUGCCAUCCUUUGUCAUGCAGCGGCUGCAGGAUACUGGCCAGUUUAUCAACACUUACCGUGUGAGGAACACGUUUACCGCAGAGACAAGUGACUCUUCACGUACUAUUCGAAGGCAGGGUUGGGUGGGUGGGAGCAUCCUCCGCCACAGGCAUGCCACGGGAAGUUCGGAGUGAAUGGGGCUGUCUGCAGGUUGGGCGCCCUGCGCCCGCGUUCCAUGUGUUGGCAUGACAGCCUGUGUGACGGCCUUGAGGAAUGGAUUGGACAUGUUUCUAAACGCGUCUGUAUUGUACUGGAGACAGUGGCCCCAAGAUGGGAACGCGUGGAAAUGUCCAGAGGUGCCCAAGCGAGCGUGCACGAGACAUGUAGGUCGAGGAAGGCGGACACGCUGUGACAGUGUAACAUUACAGUGCCUUCCACGAUGAUGGGGGUGCCUCUCGCAAACAGGUGCUGCAAGUACCAGGAAGUGAACGGUCAUGGGUCGCGAGCUCAAGCCAUUCUAGU
Molecule: messenger RNA, 3324 nt
Organism: Chlamydomonas reinhardtii
Lineage: Eukaryota; Viridiplantae; Chlorophyta; Chlorophyceae; Chlamydomonadales; Chlamydomonadaceae
Exons: 8
Coding region: 166-1539 (457 amino acids)
Biological process (GO): protein dephosphorylation
Cellular component (GO): cytosol; nucleus
Molecular function (GO): protein serine/threonine phosphatase activity
Source: RefSeq, a predicted model, not a curated record